Molecule: messenger RNA, 1791 nt
Organism: Penicillium daleae
Lineage: Eukaryota; Fungi; Ascomycota; Eurotiomycetes; Eurotiales; Aspergillaceae
Gene: yap1
Product: putative bZIP transcription factor AP-1/Yap1
Exons: 3
Coding region: 1-1791 (596 amino acids)
Cellular component (GO): RNA polymerase II transcription regulator complex
Molecular function (GO): transcription cis-regulatory region binding; DNA-binding transcription activator activity, RNA polymerase II-specific
Source: RefSeq, a predicted model, not a curated record
AUGAGUGAUUACGAUCAGCUCUACCAGCAGGGGCUCUAUCUUUCCCCAGGCCAGCAGGAUCUUCUGCUAGCUGCCCUCUCUUCCAACAAUCCCUCCCAUAAACAGCAAGCCCAACCUAAUCACACUCCUCAAAUCAAACCCGAUCACAGCCCAGACCGUGCUUCGUCUAAUGGAUUGAGCGGUCCACCUUCGGGUGGGUUCGACAACUCGCAACUCCAUGCCUUUGGAUUCGGGGAGGAGGAAAGCCCAUUCUUGGACUUCAACCCGGAGCUCGACUUUGAGUUUCCAAACUCCGCAGACUUGAUUGGCGACCUGCCUGGUAGCGGUCCCUCCUCCGAGUAUGACAUCGGCGAGAAGCGGAAGUCGAUGGAUGGACAGUCUGAAGUGGAUGGGGAGGAGAAUGGCAAGAAGCGGCGGGAGAGCGAGGCCAAGAAGCCUGGCCGGAAGCCUCUCACAUCCGAACCCACCACGAAACGCAAGGCCCAAAACCGGGCUGCUCAGCGUGCUUUCCGUGAGCGGAAGGAAAAGCACCUCAAAGAUUUGGAAACUAAGGUGGAUGAAUUGCAAAAGACGUCAGACAACGCCAACCAGGAGAAUGGCCUCCUUCGAGCUCAGGUCGAGCGACUGCAGGUGGAGCUUCGCGAGUAUCGCAAGCGUCUCUCCUGGAUGACCAGUGGUAGCGGUAUCUCGGCGAUGAGUGCGAUCCCAAAUGCCCACUCGCGGGGGGCGUAUGGCCUGCAAAAUAAUGAGUUCCUCUUCGACUUCCCCAAGUUUGGUGAUCUUCCAGGCUCCCAUCUCUUCAAUGGCCAGGCCAACAAGAACGAUCAAUCCAAGAACAAGGGACAGAACUCUCGUGCCCCGGGUGUGCUCAGUCGCGGAAACUUCAACGGCUUGCCCAAUCUUAACACGAGCAAGUCCAAUUCUAGUACUACGUCUAAUUCCAGUACCCCCACUGGACCUGGUAGCGCCAAGUCUCACUAUGCUGGUUCAAGUGGUACUACUCCCGGCAGCACUACUUCCACCCGGGCCCCCUACAACAACAUCAAGCAGUUUGGAUUGUCGACGCAUGAUACGUCAACUUCGGACUCUCCGUCGUCUUCAUCUGAUUCACACCAGAGCCAGCUCCUCUCGUCGAAUGGUACUUCACCUGAGCCGAGCCUGAGCUCUCCGCCCGAGGCGAAGCCCCACGAUUCUGGUAACUCAUGCGAUAUCCAUGGAUCCAUCAAUGGUGAGGAAUCUUUCUGCGCGAAACUUGGCAUGGCAUGCGGCAACAUCAAUAACCCCGUUCCAGCUGCUCGGGACAAGACCAAGUCCCACAGUGUCUCGAGCGAUCAGCCGGCCUCCACGGAGGAUCCGGCCGGGCUUGAUUGGCUGGCUCAACAAAAUGGCGGUCAGUUCGACCCAGUCCUCUUUGGAGACUGGCGCGAACCCCAAGAUGCCGUUCUAUCCCAGGACUUUGGAUCUUUCUUCAACGAUGCUUUCCCUCUGCCGGACUUGGGUAGCCCAUCUCAUAACCUCACCGAGGUGGCAACUCAACAACCACCCAAGAAGAAUCUGAUUGCACAAAUCGACAGCAGACUGGAGGAAGAAGUCGUUCCUGGAGAGGACAAAACCCAGAUGCUGUCGUGUACCAAGAUUUGGGAUCGUCUACAAUCUAUGGAGAAGUUCCGGAAUGGCGAGAUCGAUGUCGACAACCUCUGCACCGAGCUGCGCACAAAGGCUCGCUGUUCCGAGGGCGGCGUGGUCGUGAACCAGCGUGAUGUCGACGACAUCAUGGGUCGUGCCAAGUAA